Messenger RNA from Aedes albopictus (Asian tiger mosquito), 1902 nucleotides. Its product is annotated as coiled-coil domain-containing protein 149. The transcript has 5 exons. The record is from RefSeq and is a predicted model, not a curated record. Lineage: Eukaryota; Metazoa; Arthropoda; Insecta; Diptera; Culicidae. Bases 122 to 1690 code for a protein of 522 amino acids.
GAUAGAAUCACAAUACGUUCCCAUUGCAGUGCAGUAGACUAAUGUGAUUCUCAUCACGUAUCAAGAUAUUGGAUUUUUACCAAUCGACUAUUCGUUGUAAAUAUGUAAAAAUAGCAGACAAAUGAUAUCACACGAAGUUAACUUUUUUGUAGAUAGUGACAAACAAUCCAAAGAACGUAAAAAGCAUACCAAAAUGACCAUGCAAUCCAGUUUUGAUUUUGAAGAACAUAUGGAAAAGUACGACUUGGAGAAUUCAGCAAUCCACAGAAAACUUCAAAGCAAAGUGGAAGCACUCAAGAUCAUGCGAAACGAACUGGAAAAAUACCGAUCGGAGCGGGAUCAGUUCAAGCUGAUGGCCGAAACACUUCAAAUGCGAUACUCAGCCAUGAAAAGCAGUCUCAACUCACCGGAGUUUCAAGCUGCCGGCUUCGGGCACAGUUCGGCCGUUAGUCUUCUAGUCAAUCAAACGCGGGAGCGAAACAUGUCCUUGAGCACGGAAGUGGAAGCCUUGCGACAACGGGUUCACGAACUGGAAGGCGACAUUGAAGUUCUGCGAACGAAGAACUACGACCUGCAAGCGGCUUUCAACAAACUGAAGUCGGUGGAAGAAACGAAGCUCAAAGAACGUAAAGGCAUCGUCUGGGAUGAGGAGAAAUCCAGACUGAUAGCGCAGAUGGAAGCUCUGAAGAAGAAGAACGCCCAACUGCAGUACGAUUUCCGGUCGUUGCUGGACGAGAAGGAGGACGUCGUCAUGGAGCGGGAUGCGUACAAGUGCAAAGCACACAGGCUGAACCACGAGCUCAGUGUAAUGCUCAAGGGAGACAAGUCGCAGCAGAAGAUCGUGGACAUCGAUGGGCUGAUCCUGGAGAACAAGUACCAACAGGAAAAGAUAACGAACUUGGAGAACGAGUUGGAACUGUCGCGGCAGUCCGCUACUAAGUACAAGAACAUGCUCGAUACAAAACGGAAAAAAGGAAUCAUCAAGCUGGGUACUAACAACAAUCAAAGAGUCAUGUCCCAUUCGCAAGUGAAAGAUCUCCUCGAACGCGGAACCGUGGAAGAGCUACCCCUCAAAGCAGCCACCAUAUCGGAGCUGAAGUCACUGUGCCUAGCCCUGCUGGACAAUGUCAACGACAAGAGCUUGGCGUUAUCACACCAGAAGAAAACCAACAAACUUCUAGCCGCGAAGAUUACCGAACUGGAGCAACGGAUACUCGCCGUUACGGGCACGAGCGAACUCGCAGCCACGUCCAGCCUUUCGUUGUCGCAAAUUCUGCUCAACGGGUACACCUCGGCGACUGUAGACCUAGACUUGAGCGAAGAGAUCAAGCGACUCAAGAUGUUGAACCAAUCCGAGUUCAGCAGUGAUAACAGCGCUGAAGAACUUAAAGCUAACGGACACGCUGAGGGAGCCAGUUCUAACACAUCGCAAGGCCUACCGACGGAACUGCUCUCAUCCGAAUCGAACAAGAGUCUACCAAGCUGUUCGGAAAUCGGUGAACAGGACUACGGUCACGAAUCGUCUUCCGAUUUGACCUCGAAUGCGGAGGACAGCACCGGGAUUUUGUUGGAGCCGUACAUAAGGGCCAGCCGUGCUGGGUCGACGGACAGUAAGCUUCCGGAGCUGCCACCGGAGAUUGCCGAACUUGUGCGGCAAUUAUCGGACAGUAUGGACGACGGUGCUAAUUGAAUGCGGAUGGAUUUGAUUGACACCUCUGCUGAUGGCAUUGAGGCUUCAUUCACAUGGGCUUCGAAUUAUGUGUUUUGAUUCCAGGGGAUGAUGAGACGUGUUGAUUGUUGAGGCGGAAUAUGUAAGGAGGUGCGUUAUCUCUGAAAGAAUUAAAAUGAAUAACAAAAUGCCGAACGUUUACAAUUUAUUCCACUGUGAAUUUGUCAGAAACA